UACCAGUCAGUACCCUCUGAGGCGCGUCACCAGGUCGCGGCUCCUUUAGCGCGGCACCCCUGUCAGUACCUACGAAGGAAUGUUCAAAAUGCAAGCUAGCUCCCGUCUCUCUUAUUAGAGUUUCCAACACGGAAACCAACAACCACUCAACUGCUGCCUCUACCUCUCGCCGGCGCCGAUCUCAGUCCUCGCCAUUAUUCUAGCUAAUGUGACGGCUCUUCCAGUCGGCAUACGAGUCACAAUGCCCCGACCCCAGCGACUCGUACGGCGGCAGCCUCUCUCCGAGCGGAUCAAGGCCAAGUUGAACCCCUUCGACUUCCUGCUGUGGCUCUCAGAGGAGAUCGAGACUCGGGACUGGGAUUCAAAGUCCAUUGGCAUUCAGUUCGGCCUCGCCGCGAGCUUCGUCUUCCUUUUGGCUCGCGCAAACUCUGGAAGGUCAUCCACGGUUGAUGAUGUGUUUGGCGACAGUGGAGGCUCGUCCUGGGGAUCUUUCUUCAUCCAACCCCUGGUUUGGAUCUUAAUCUUGGUGUCGGGCUUGAAUGCCUUGUAUACCAUGACGCGAUCUCGUCAUUACCGUCUCUUCGAAACAAACGUCGAGCACGGCCCGUCCACCCCUUCAGCCCACCGUGUUCGGGUCGACUCUUCGCCCGUGUCUUCCUCCCCGUUGCGGCUCCUGUCAGAUAUUAUCGGCUCAGAAACAGCAGAGUCCCGAGCUCAUCCGGAUAAGAGCCGCGACGUGUGGGAGAUAGCAGUUUGGGAUCCUCUGCCCCUGUCGAUGCAGUUCCUUUGCUUCUUCAGUCCUGGCCAUGUAUUGGUUUAUAUGCUCUUCUUGCCAUUAACACCUCUGGAUCCGCGGCCAAGUGUCAGCGUCUUCAACUGCCUCCUUCUUCAAGCCAUGCUGUCAGCCCAGCUUCUCCUACUACACUCUCGGUAUUCACAGCAGAACAAGGACACGGCAGUCAUACAGAAGGAAGUCAUGCACGAGUAUGACACCAAGUAUGUCCAUCCUAGACUCCACCCAGUGGUCCGGGAAGUGGCCACCCAAAUCUCGAUGAGCGAGCUGGGCAUUGAAGAGGAAGAAGUAGAAGUUGGCACCCCAUCCACGCUCAUUCGUCGAGGUUUCCGGACAAACCCCAACCCCAACUAUGCGAAACACUUCGAUCCCGAUUACAAUAGUACGCAUACUCAGGCCCGAAAUGUCAUGAGUCCUACCUUAUUCACUCCUUCCACAAAGCCCCGGUACUCAGACUCCUUCACCUCGGCUACCAAGAAUUUCAGGUCCUCCGGACUCCGGCAGAGUCUUCCACCAUCAUCCAUCUCAUCUUUCUCAACAGGGGCCUCGGCUGCGGCCACAGGUUCUGGGCCGGCAAAUUCAGGGACUAGCUUGGGGGGGAGCCUUGGGGUCUACUCGCAUGCCAACUCUCCGCUCAAGAAAGCGACUAGCAUGGGAGAUAUGAAGAACCCCGGAAUGUCGUUACCCCGGAACUCGCGGGAGAUGGCAGCCCUCGAACAACGCGCCACUGCUGAAAGACUUGUUAGGCAGAGCAGCCCCCUAAAAGAGCAUAGAAGGGGCGCCAGUCAAUCGGAUCAGCAACAGUCCGCCAACCCUUUUGCGAAUGCCAAACCCGCCCGAUUCAGUCAAGAACGGUUCCCUUCGCUGUGGUCUUGAGAUUCAAUUCCGAAGUGCGCUCCAAUAGAGUGUCCUUGGGAGCGAUAUCAAGACGGGGCGCAGACGCCACCUUAAAGGACAUGCAUAGUACCCGACCUCAGUGCGUCACCAGUUCGGAAUGAGAUGACCCGCCCAAGAUGGGGUUCUAUUCUCCUAUCCAUGCGGAAGAACGCACCUUUCUAGCAAAUUAUCCCCUGCGUGGGAUGGCUUUUGCGGGCAGACUCAAGUCACUGGUCGGAGCUCUUUAUACAGCAUUGACCAAAACCUAUCGAUGGGUCUAGGAGCGGGUGGAUAAGCCGGCAUGGUU
Molecule: messenger RNA, 1976 nt
Organism: Phialemonium atrogriseum
Lineage: Eukaryota; Fungi; Ascomycota; Sordariomycetes; Cephalothecales; Cephalothecaceae
Exons: 2
Coding region: 242-1669 (475 amino acids)
Biological process (GO): maintenance of rDNA; regulation of exit from mitosis
Source: RefSeq, a predicted model, not a curated record